AUGGAAGAAGCACAAGUUGAGGUAAGAAGAGUGUUUGAUGGAAAGGGAGAAAAUAGGGAGAGAUGUCAAAUCAAUGGAUAUGAGAUCCCAGCAAAGACUAGAAUUGUUGUCAAUGCUUGGGCAAUUGGAAGAAAUCCGAGGUAUCGGAUCGAAGCGGAUAGUUUUAAACCUGAGAGGUUUGUUAAUAGCCUAAUUGAUUUCAAAGGCACAGACUUUGAAUACAUACCAUUUGGUGCUGGAAGGAGGAUGUGUCCUGGCAUUGCAUUUGCCAUACCCAACGUUGAGCUGCCUCUUGCUCAGUUACUUUACAAUUUUGAUUGGAAGCUUCCCAAUGGAAUGAAGAAUGAAGAACUCAAUAUGACCGAGUCAUUUGGGAUUACUGCAGGAAGAAAAUAUGAUCUAUGUUUGAUUCCUAUAACUCGUCGUACUUAA
Trifolium pratense (red clover) is the source of this 432-nucleotide messenger RNA. Its product is annotated as cytochrome P450 71D10-like. The record is from RefSeq and is a predicted model, not a curated record. The transcript is spliced from 2 exons. Bases 1 to 432 code for a protein of 143 amino acids. Lineage: Eukaryota; Viridiplantae; Streptophyta; Magnoliopsida; Fabales; Fabaceae. Gene Ontology annotation, molecular function: iron ion binding; heme binding; oxidoreductase activity, acting on paired donors, with incorporation or reduction of molecular oxygen.